[Torrubiella] hemipterigena is the source of this 219-nucleotide messenger RNA. The record is from the annotation of a GenBank genome assembly. NCBI's taxonomy places the organism in Eukaryota, Fungi, Ascomycota, Sordariomycetes, Hypocreales, Clavicipitaceae.
AUGCCUGGAAAGAAGAUCCGCUGUGGUGCCAAGGAGUGCAAGGAGGCUGCUCAACGCAUCGUCGGUGACUGCGGCUUCUGCAAAGGCCACUUCUGCGGGCGCCAUCGUCUCUUGGAAGACCACAAGUGCAGCGGCCUUGAGGACUGCAAGAAGCAAUCACACGAACGCAACGCUGCCCAGCUCAACGCUGAGCGUACGCAAGUCAUCCGAGGCGUCUAA